Molecule: messenger RNA, 2786 nt
Organism: Trifolium pratense (red clover)
Lineage: Eukaryota; Viridiplantae; Streptophyta; Magnoliopsida; Fabales; Fabaceae
Product: G-type lectin S-receptor-like serine/threonine-protein kinase At1g34300
Exons: 1
Coding region: 141-2531 (796 amino acids)
Biological process (GO): recognition of pollen; protein phosphorylation
Molecular function (GO): ATP binding; protein serine/threonine kinase activity
Source: RefSeq, a predicted model, not a curated record
UGACACAAACACAACCAACUUAGUAGUCAAUUUUCUAUAGUCAACUCAAACAUAGCCGCCAGCCACUGAUCUUCUUCUCAUCUAAAAAGACACCUUCCUUAAUCAAACACAACAACAUUUUCAACUUUCAACACAAAACCAUGUCUCUCCCAAUCCUCAAUUUCUUCAUCUUCUUGUUUUACCUCUCAAAUCUUCAACCUUCAAUUUCCCAACUAACAUUCAAUUCCUUCAAUAUCUCACACUCACCAUGGCUUCCAUCACAAAACAAAACAUUAAUUUCUCCAAAUUCCAACUUCAAAGCUGGUUUUUUCCCAAUACCAAAUUCACCAAAUUUCUUCACUUUCUCAAUUUGGUUCUCAAAAAUCCCUCAAUCUUCAAACCCUCUUAUUUGGAGCAUCUCAACAAAACUCAACUCAUCUUCAUCCCUCAUCAUAACCCAAAAAGGUGAUCUUUUACUCAACAAUGUUUCAUUUGUUAACAAUUCCAAUUCAACCCAACUUGUUCUUCAUGAUAAUGGAUACCUUGUUUUUGGAAAUUGGUUUAGUUUUUCAAAUCCAACUAAUACCAUUUUACCAACCCAAAACAUUAGUGACAUUGAAAUUGUUUCAAGUAAUCAAAAAUUCAAGUUUGUUGAUUCUCAAAAUUUGAUCUUGAAUGAUAAUUCAUCUGUUAAUUCAUCUGCUAAAUACUAUAGUACACCAAGCCCUUUGUUGUUUAUGGAUGAUGUUGGAAAAAUGACUAUGCUAGCUAACUCUUUUCUUACUUCUGAUUAUGGUGAUUCUAGGUUUAGAAAACUUGUUCUUGAUGAUGAUGGAAAUUUAAGAAUUUAUAGUUUUUAUCCUGAACAAAAAAAUACAUGGGUUGUUGUUUGGUUAGGAAUUUGGGAAAUGUGUAAAGUCAAAGGAAAAUGUGGACCUAAUUCAAUUUGUAUGCCAAGAGAAGAUUUUUAUAAUUCAACUUUUUGUAUUUGUCCUUCUGGAUUUGAGUCUGUUGAAGGUGGAAGUGAAAAGGGUUGUAAGCGAAAAAUUCCACUUUCGAGUAAUACUCAUUUUCUUAGGCUUGAUUAUGUAAACUAUACAAGUAGUGGUUCUAUGAAUCAAAUCCUUGCUUUUAACUAUACAAUUUGUGAAUCAAGUUGUAGAAGAAAUUCGAGCUGUCUUGGAUUUGGAUUCAAGUACGAUGGAUCGGGUUAUUGUGUGUUGUUACAUGGAAAACAGCUUCAAUAUGGUUAUUGGUCGCCGGGGACUGAACUUGCUUUGUUUUUGAAACUUGAUCAAAAGGAAUCAGAAGCUUCUAAUUUCAUCGGUAUGACAGAAGUUAUGCAAACAACUUGUCCGGUUAGGAUAAGUUUGCCUUUACCGCCGAAGGAUUCGAACACUACCACUAGAAAUAUUGUGAUUAUUUGCACGCUUUUUGCGGCUGAACUUAUUGCUGGUGUGGCGUUCUUUUGGUCUUUCCUUAAGAGGUAUAUCAAAUAUAGGGACAUGGCUACAACGUUGGGGCUUGAACUUUUACCUGCAGGUGGUCCGAAAAGGUUUACCUACUCGGAGAUCAAAGCUGCUACUAAUGAUUUCUCGAAUCUUAUUGGGAAAGGUGGAUUUGGAGAUGUUUACAAAGGUGAGUUGCCAGAUCAUCGUGUUGUUGCGGUGAAGUGCUUAAAGAAUGUUACUGGUGGUGAUGCAGAAUUUUGGGCGGAAGUUACCAUCAUUGCGAGGAUGCAUCAUCUUAACUUGGUUCGAUUAUGGGGCUUCUGCGCCGAGAAAGGUCAAAGGAUACUUGUUUAUGAAUACAUCCCGGGUGGAUCGUUGGAUAAGUAUCUCUUCAGAGUCAAAUCUAAAAAGGGUAGCGGUGAAUCUGAAUCUGAUAUAAGUCAUGAUACUAGUUCCAAUCCAAGUAUCUUAGAGAAACCUGUUUUGGAUUGGAACAUGAGGUAUAGAAUAGCUCUUGGUAUGGCAAGGGCUAUUGCAUAUCUACAUGAGGAGUGUUUAGAAUGGGUUUUGCAUUGUGAUAUAAAGCCAGAAAACAUUCUCUUAGGUGAUGAUUGUUGCCCUAAGAUAUCCGAUUUUGGAUUGGCGAAACUAAGGAAAAAAGAAGACAUGGUGACUAUGUCAAGAAGGAGAGGAACUCCUGGUUAUAUGGCACCGGAAUGGAUAACAGCAGAUCCAAUAACUUCAAAAGCUGAUGUUUAUAGUUUUGGUAUGGUGUUGUUAGAGCUUGUGAGUGGAGUGAGGAACUUCGAGAUUCAAGGCUCUGUGGCGAGGAGCGAUGAAUGGUAUUUCCCUGGUUGGGCUUUUGAUAAGAUGUUUAAGGAAAUGAGAGUUGAAGAAAUUCUUGAUAGUCAAAUUUGUCAUGCUUAUGAUAGUAAAGCACAUUUUCAAUUGGUUAAUAGAAUGGUGAAGACUGCAAUGUGGUGUUUGCAAGAUAGGCCUGAAUCAAGGCCAACAAUGGGAAAGGUGGCUAAGAUGAUAGAAGGGACUGUUGAGAUCAUGGACCCUAAGAAACCAACUGUUUUCUUCCUUGGUGAAGAGUAGAUUUUGAUUUUUUUGUCAUGAUGUUAUAUAAGCAAGUCCAAUGUAGUAUUGACAUUUCAGAUAGAUGGUGUGUCCGACACUGACACAUGUAGUUACAUUAGUUACUUUUAUUUUCUUAAAUUAUUACCGAUGUAUUAGUGUCCGGUGUUUGUGUUUGCGCUAGUGUUUCAUAGUGCAUGCGUUUCUUGUUUAUUCCUUUGUAGUCCCUCCACCAAUAAAUUUGGUGAUGAAUGUAAAAACUUUCGUUACCUUGAA